CCGUGCGGACUACUAAUACAGCAUAAUGCCAAAGUUUCUGUUCAUAUUUUUCCUAAGCAUUUUGGCAUACAAGCUGAUAAGGGCCCAUCGAGAUCCGAAUUUGUGCAGUCAGCCCGUUGAAAUUAGCUAUACCGAAGAGGAAUUUACCCCAUUGAAUGAAUAUGGACCAUUCGCGGACUACUUCAAGAAACUGAAGAUCAAUGGGAGUCCAAAAAAAGUGACCAAAAAAAAGACGGAAAUGCAAGAAAUUUGCUGUCCUGGAUACAUAAUGUCCCCCGACGGCAAUGGAGACUGUAAACCCCUGCUGCAAACCAAAACCGCAAGUGCACUCACAACAACCUCGACUGAGGACACUCAUGAAACUGAGACUUCGACGGACUCCACUUCUUGGAGCACCUGGGACGACUCCACUUCCUCGAGCACCUGGGACGACUCCUCAACGGAGUUGCUUACAACUACGGCGAAACUCCUUACAACCACUACGGAAAAACCAGCUGAAUUCGAAUUUCCUGAACAUGCUGAAUAUGUUUUUUGUUCCAUUUUCAUCAUUGUGCUAGUUCUAUGCCUCGUUUCCUACAAGCGGAAGCAAAGGAAGUACCCAGUGCAACAGGAAAAUCAUCACGUGAAAUUCGAUGCCGAAGCGCACAGAUCUCUUAUAUAGUCUGCCCUUUACCUAUACUUACACAUACUUAUAUAGACUUAUACAUAUGUAUAUAUGUAUGUAUAGAAUAACCAGGAAUUUUUAUUAUAAACCCGAAAGGGAGAAAGAGAAUCAAAUGUGCAAACGAAAUUAAAAUAUGAACUCGAAUUACUCAUUCAAA
Molecule: messenger RNA, 821 nt
Organism: Drosophila miranda
Lineage: Eukaryota; Metazoa; Arthropoda; Insecta; Diptera; Drosophilidae
Exons: 2
Coding region: 26-661 (211 amino acids)
Source: RefSeq, a predicted model, not a curated record